Messenger RNA from Colletotrichum gloeosporioides, 312 nucleotides. RefSeq lists its product as uncharacterized. The coding region runs from base 1 to 312 and encodes 103 amino acids. NCBI's taxonomy places the organism in Eukaryota, Fungi, Ascomycota, Sordariomycetes, Glomerellales, Glomerellaceae. The record is from RefSeq and is a predicted model, not a curated record. The transcript is spliced from 2 exons.
AUGUUUGGCUGGUUGUUUGCUGAGAAGCAAUUGCAAAGAUGUGGCGACUGCCGUGAAGUUGUCGAAGGGAUUUAUCGCCAAAGCGUGCUUGCAUUGGGCUUGGUUGUUCGCAACUUCCAUCCUUCGAUUGGUGUUUUCGAGCACUUUCCGAUCCAAGUAGAUGAGGCGGCAGUGACGAGGAUGAGGAAGGACAUGGACGACAAGGACGACGGAGACGACGGCGACGAUACGGACGACGUGGAUGAGGACGACAGGAGCGACGGCCAAGACGAGACUAAGAGCCACGUCAACCGCGUCCGAUUGGGAAACUAG